Messenger RNA from Penicillium canescens, 635 nucleotides. RefSeq names its product MARVEL domain-containing protein. The record is from RefSeq and is a predicted model, not a curated record. The coding region runs from base 13 to 513 and encodes 166 amino acids. The transcript is spliced from 5 exons. Gene Ontology annotation, cellular component: membrane. NCBI's taxonomy places the organism in Eukaryota, Fungi, Ascomycota, Eurotiomycetes, Eurotiales, Aspergillaceae.
UGACAGCUCAUCAUGCCUGUCAUCUCCCGCCUCGUGUCUAUCAUCCUCCGCGUCGCGGAAAUUGCAUUUGCGGCUGUUGUCGCCGGCAUAAUCGGCCACUACCUCGCCGACCUCAACAACUCCAAUGCUGAUGUCGACUGGUGGCCCCAGUCGCGAUGGAUCUACACCGAAGUAAUCGCCGGCUUAUCCAUACUCUUAGGCCUGAUAUGGCUGAUCCCAUUCUCAUCCGGCUUCUUCUCUUGGCCUUUGGAUGUCCUCAUUUCAUUCGCCUGGUUCGCUGCCUUCGGUGUCCUCGUCGAUACGCUCCGUCACUUGCCUUGCGGCAGUAUCUGGUCCUGGCACUUUAGGGGUCAGCAGAUGUGUGGACGUUGGAAGGCAGCCGAGGCUUUCAGCUUCCUUUCUGCUAUUAUCUGGUUGGUUUCUGGGCUUGUGGGUAUCUGGUUUACCUUCCGUGUUCGCCCUUCUACCACUGAUGGAACUCGCCGCCGUCGCUGGGGUCGCUCUGCCGUCUAAUUAAACUCGCAUGAGAUAUGAGGUCUGCGCACAGUCAUUACAAGAAAUGCUUUCUCUAUUUGGUUGGAUGCGCCAGAUGCCAUUGAACAUCGCGAUUUCCAUCAUUUUAUGAUAUCCUUGCU